Messenger RNA from Malus domestica (apple), 604 nucleotides. Its product is annotated as cysteine proteinase inhibitor 1-like. The record is from RefSeq and is a predicted model, not a curated record. Lineage: Eukaryota; Viridiplantae; Streptophyta; Magnoliopsida; Rosales; Rosaceae. Gene Ontology annotation, molecular function: cysteine-type endopeptidase inhibitor activity.
UCUUGCCAUCCCCCAAUGCAGCUCAGCUGUCAUCGCCUGUCAUUCGUGGAGUCAGUCUAAUAUACUUCAACAAAUUAAAGAAAUCAACAGUCACAAUGCGCCCUUACUGCCUCCUCAUCCUCGCCUUCGUCCUCCUUCCUCUGGUGGCUGCUGAUGUGCACCCACGGGGCGGUUGGCAGCCCAUAAAGAACAUCAGCGACCUUCAUGUGAAAGAGAUCGCAGAGUUUGCGGUGUUGGAGUACAACAAGCAUGCCCAAGGACAGAACAAGUUGGCGUUUGAGAGCGUAGUCCAGGGUGACAGCCAGGUAGUGGCAGGCAUCAACUACCGGCUAGUCAUUUCUGCCAAGAAUGAGUCGGUAGUUGAUCCCGCUGUUGCCACGCCCACCAGUGAUUAUGAGGGCAUUGUGUGGGAGAAGGCUUGGGAGCAUUUUAGGCAGUUGAUUUCAUUUCAUCAAUUGUUAAAACCUAACUAGGUUUCGGAGAAUACGAUCAUUUUCAUAUUUUAAUUGUUGUCUUUAUGCAAUCAUGUACUAUGGACUCUGGAUUGCUUGAAGUUUAUCAUCUUGCACUAUAACAAAGAAAUGGAUGGAAGAUUUUAUCUUUA